Molecule: messenger RNA, 1149 nt
Organism: Closterium sp. NIES-65
Lineage: Eukaryota; Viridiplantae; Streptophyta; Zygnematophyceae; Desmidiales; Closteriaceae
Source: the annotation of a GenBank genome assembly
AUGGCUGCUGAGAGAGCGAUGAGUUUACUAAAUGGUUUGGUCAAUGAGGCGGUGCUAGCACCGGUGAGAGAGGAGCUGGCCGCACGCAAGGAGGAGGUGAAUGAGCUGCGGCACAUGCUGACUGUUGCGGAGGAGAGGAACGAGGCAAUGGCUGCUGUGAUGAAGGAGAAGGAGAGAGAGUUGGCAGCAGUGAGGAGGGAGUUGGCUGAUCUCAAAGGUGCGAUGCUUGAGAAACGGGAUGUGGCUGAGAGGAGAGACUCAGAUAUGCGAGAGAUGAGGGAGGAGAUUGUUGCAGUGAAGGGGGAGAUGGGUGAGGUGAAGGGGGAGGUGGUUGAGCACAAGCAGUCAACUACUUUGCAGCUUGAGGAGGGUGAGAGGAGACGAGUGUUAGAGAUGAUAGGGCAGGAGGAGGAGAGGGAGAUGGGUGGGGUGAAGGGGGGGGUGAAGGGGGAGGUGAAGGGGGAGGUGAAGGGGGAGGUGAAGGGGGAGGUGGAGGGGGAGGUGAAGGGGGAGGUGAAGGGGGAGGUGAAGGGAGAGGUGAAGGGAGAGGUGGAGCGGGAGACGGGUGAGGAGAAGGGGGAGGUGAAGGGGGAGGUGAGGGGGGUGAUGGGGGAUGUGGCCGCACUGAAGGGGGAGGUGGGAGUGGUGAAGGGAGAGGUGAGUGAGGUGAAGGGAGAGGUGAGUGAGGUGAAGGGGGAGGUGGGUGAAGUACAGGGGGAGGUGGGUGAAGUACAGGGGGGGAUGGGUGAGGUACAGGGGGGGGUGGGUGGGCACAACCAGUCCACUUCAUUACAGUUGGAGGAGGGUGAGAGCAGUCGAGUGGCUGAGAUGAGGGAGAUCAGAGGGCAGAUGGAGAAGAGGGAGAGGGAGCUGGCAGCAUUAAAGGUGGAACUGGAGGAGGGUGAGCAGGAAAGAGCAGCGGGUUUGAUUGAGCUGAGACGACAGGUGGAGGAGAGGGAGAGGGAGCUGGGAGUAGUGAAGAGGAAGUUGGCAGCAGUGAAGGGCAAGAUGGCUGGAUUGAAGGAUGCUCGCAUGCAGUUGGAUGCUCGCAUGCAGUGGGAGAUGGAUGUUGAUCUGCAAAUCAGCGAGAGUGAAGGCGAUGAGAAGACGGCAUGGCAGGUGCUGGCAUGGUGCAUGUGGGGAGGCUGA